AUGUCACCGGCUUGCAAUCACACUACCCUCAACCUUGAAUCAUCUACACAUGCUGACGACGCAGGCUUCCAUAGACCCACAAGUCAGCAGCGCGCGACAGGUGCUGGCAAGAGAAAGCAGGACGCUGACGGGGAGUUCGGAGGAACUUUUCCCGCCCCGCUUGUGCUUCCUGGAGAUGACCUUUCGUUCGAUACGCGCUGCCCUCCGCAGAGUCUCCUCUCAUGGGUACGUGAGAAGGAGCGCAACGAAGUGACGCCAGAACGGAAUGUAGUCUAUUUGGCUAGUUCUCCGGAUAUCAAGCCUGAAAUAAAUUUCAUUCACGCAUGGAGCAAUCCGCAAAUAAAAGGCGCUACCGGCGGGACAAUCGUCUCCAAUAAGUCGACGGACGUACCAUCGCCAAAUGCAAAGCACGUGCUAGAGUACUUGAAAGCAUUCUAUCACGGCAUGAAUGUCAAGCUAUUGCCAGCAGGGCUGCUCCACUUCAGCAGGUGGGACGACACAGAUCCGAAAUCAUCCAAAGCACAAGCAAAUUCGAACAUUCCGAAAUACAUUGGCCUCACUACGUUAACGGAGACUAUUGGUAUCCGCACACGUCCAUCAAAAGAUGGAGUCUUCAAGGGCCAGCUCAACUUGGAUGAUCUCCUUGACACAGUUAUAAGCAUACUGCCAGAUGAUGGGUACGCCCUAUUGAUGCUCGUGGAGCACGAUAUUUUCGAGGACGAAGACGAUGACUUUUGUUGCGGGCGAGCCUAUGGAGGCAGCAGAGUGGCUGUCAUCUCCACAGCCAGAUACAAUCCGAGCCUGGACGACAGACAGGAUGUAGAGAGAGAACAUGCUUGGCCUGCAUCUCAUUGCGAUGCGUACAUGCGAGAAUGCUGCGGAGCGCCCUCUAAGGUCAAGAAAGCAAAGCUUGAUGCCUCAUUUUCUCACCAGACACCACUCAACGCCGCCGUAUCAGCUCAUGCCUCUCUCCCAACUCCACAAACACCAUCUCACUUCUCAUCUCUCUGGCUCUCCCGCGUAUGCCAAACUGCCAGUCACGAGCUAGGUCACUGCUUCGGCAUGGACCAUUGCGUCUACUACGCCUGUGUCAUGCAAGCUACAGGCUCUCUUGCAGAAGAUGUGCGGCAGCCUCCGUACCUUUGCCCUGUUGAUUUGGCAAAAAUGUUGAAAGCUACUGGGGCAAAUGAAAGGCAGAGGUAUGAAGCCUUGCUAACCAUUUGUGGGCGGCUUGAGGAUGGAGGCGCAGGAUGGUUUAGAGCGUUCAAGGCUUGGAUUGUAGGGAGGCUGCGCGAACUGAAGGACGGUGGUGAAGGCUUGGAGAAGAAGACUGCAGACCUAUCUACAAAGCCUGCUUCAAAGAGCAAAGCUGGAUCAAAAAAGGCGCCUAUCGAGCUGUCUCCAUAG
This is a messenger RNA of Letharia columbiana, 1407 nucleotides long. RefSeq lists its product as uncharacterized. NCBI's taxonomy places the organism in Eukaryota, Fungi, Ascomycota, Lecanoromycetes, Lecanorales, Parmeliaceae. Gene Ontology annotation, biological process: proteolysis. The record is from RefSeq and is a predicted model, not a curated record. Bases 1 to 1407 code for a protein of 468 amino acids. The transcript has 2 exons. Gene Ontology annotation, molecular function: metallopeptidase activity.